Messenger RNA from Adineta ricciae, 2865 nucleotides. NCBI's taxonomy places the organism in Eukaryota, Metazoa, Rotifera, Eurotatoria, Adinetida, Adinetidae. The record is from the annotation of a GenBank genome assembly.
AUGCCACCAUUAUCGAAUGAAGAUUCUAUUCAUUACACAUGGAUGUAUGUUUCAAAAAGACAGGAUGAUCUGAAAUCUUCUCAUGAUGGAUGGAAGUCAUAUUCAGAAGUGAGUAUUCAUAUUCUGGAGGAAGCAUUAGCAGCUGGCAAAAGCAAAGUUAAACUGGACGCAGGCCUGGUUGAUCUUCAACACCUAAUACAAUAUUCUCAUGACGACAAUGGCAAAAAAAUUGCUAUCAAGAGACUUAAACGUGAUGAUAAUGAAAAACGACUACGCAAGAAUCGAUUUAUAUCAAAUCCUGCGUUCGUGAAGAACAUGAACCAAAGCAUUGGUGUUUAUUGGGUUUUGUUUAUGACUGAAGUUCGAAAGUUUCUUCGGUUGACAGACAAUGCGUUUCCAUCUCAAAAUCAAAGGAUUAUACCAGAAAUUGUGGACAAAGCAAUCAGUGGUAUCAUGGAAGAAGGAGCAAAUAUGGGCAAGCAGUGUGAAGCUGAAUGGAUUGCUAGACAAUUGACGAAAACGAGAGACAGCGGGAUGGCAGCUGUAUGGGAAUGUUGUGCUAAACUAUAUGCAAAGGAGAGUUUCCUUUAUGAAAAUGUGCAUCGAGCCAUGAAUUUUGUCGGUCAGCCGGAUCAUGAAAUGGUUUGGCUUAGCAAGAUUCACACAUUGGGUCCAUUCUGUUUAUUACUCUCGGAUAAUCCGUUGUGUGACAAAGCCAUGAAAAUAAACACAAAAAUCUAUCGAGGAGUAGAUUUAUCUGCAGCCGAGCUCGAUUCAUACAAAAACGAAUGUUUUGAACAAUCAAAGUCUACGUUCAUCUUAUCGUCAUUUACAUCAUGCAGUCGAAACAAAUUCAUUGCUGAACGGUUUGGUAAUACGCUAUUGAUCUUUGAAAUAAAACAAGCAGCGACAUUUGACCUUGUGCCAUUUUCCAAUUAUCCAGAAGAGGAAGAAGAGGUAUUUUAUCCAGGAUCUCAAUUCGUUAUCGAAAAUGUGGUAUUUAACACAGCACAGAAAAAAUAUGUGGUAAAUAUAAGUGUACAAUAUAAGCAUGUGAGCGACAUGACCACUGAUCAACUCAAAACUGGUUCCAUUUAUACAACCAUGAAACAGUCUUUUGAUACACAAUUUAUGUCCGAAAAGCGUCUGAACAGGCCUUUAAAGUCGAUUAUUACAAAUAUAGUGACAAAAUCACAAUUUUUGACAAAUCUAAUACCACAGAAGCAAAAGGUAUACUCAAACAUAGAAAUUCAAGCAGCUGGCUUUUCUUACACAGGUGUAGAAGACACCGCUCGUUGCCAAGCGUGCGGACUUGAAGUGUCCGAAUGGACAGCGGAUAUGAAACCGUUUACUAUUCAUAAGCAACGAAGUCCAGUAUGUGCUUAUGUUCGGUCGAUGAUGCCUGAAAAGCCGAUUAUAACUCCAGUGACGAUCAUGUCAACAACAGACGAUGAUUAUAAUCCAGCAAAACGACAAAAGAAAGAUUUUAUUGAGGAAAUUUGUGAGAGUAGUGUACUGACAGAAAUCACUCUGUUAGCGGAGGCGCGACGCCGAUCAUUUUCUCAUUGGCCUCCACACAUGUGUCCUUCGAGUGCACAAAUGGUUGCUGCAGGUUUCUUUAGUUGUAACGUUGGUGAUCGAGUGAUAUGCUUGUAUUGCAAUCUAAUCUGUCAGCAGUGGAAUGCUGAAACCGAUGACCCAAGCGAGAUUCAUAAGAAACUCUCACCAAAGUGUCCGUAUGUGAUUUCAAUGACAAAACGUCGACAGGAUCGAACGAUUUUUAUAAUGAACGAUCCGGAUAUCAGAGAAGGUGUGGGUGACGCGACUGUCAAUGAUCCAUUUCGAUGUAAUGAGAUGGUAUACACUGCUGCAUGUCAUACCGCUUAUAUAGAAAUUCCACGUCGACAAGCAUCGUUUGCGACAUGGCCAGACGAAAAUCUUCCGCCCGUCGAUGAAUUAGUACGAGCAGGCUUCUUCUAUGCAGGCUCAAAGACAGUCGUCACCUGUUUUUACUGCAAUGGAUCAUUACAAAACUGGGGUCCAAACGAUAAUCCAAUGAUUGAACAUGCGCGCUGGUUUCCAAACUGCGCCUAUGCUAAGCAGCUGUGUGGCGUUGAGUUGUACAAAAAGAUUCAAGAAUCGAAAAAAGCUCAACAAGAGAGAGCGAAAGCAAACGAUGCUAAUAAACAAGAUGGAAAGACGAAUAGUACUGUAGGCAGAGGACAACUGAUUAUACCUGAUGAAAGUGCUUUAUCACGACUGGUGGCCGCUCGACUUGACCUGCCUGUCUCUCAAAGACUACUCAUUCUGGAGUUCAAACUAUCAUUAAUUAAACGUUGUUGGGAGGAUCAGCUAAGAUUAAAACGUGAUGAUUACCUUGAUCAAAUUGACCUAUUCAUCUGUUGUAUUAUUCUUCAACGACAGAUCGAUUGUAUUGGCGGAAAGAAAGAGAACAUUAUCGUACCGCGUGUAACUAUGAAGAAACUUCGUGAACAAGAACAAGCUGAUGCUGCUGCACGCGAACAAUCGGCUGCUACGAAUACAGAAGCGAAUGUUUCUAAUACCACAGACAUUGAAAUGACGACGUCAUCUGCAAGUAGCACUACUAGCGAUCAAAACAUGGAACAGCCAGUUGGCAGUGUUCAAAAUGAGAAAGAUAAAAAAACAUCAGCUGCAAGAAAAUCGGACGAUAGUCCAACAGAAAUUCCUACGGCGAAUCUGUGUGUUCUUUGUUUGGAAGAGGAAAGACGUCUUGCUUGUAUUCCAUGCGGCCAUCUUGCUACAUGUGUCCCAUGUGGUCAUUCUCUUCGAUCGUGUCCAAUAUGCCGUACAAAUAUUGAUGCUUUUAUGCGGAUAUAUGUGUGA